AUGGCGCUGCCAACAAAUCCUAGCACGGUUGAUCUGGGCCUGGGCACGUGGAGCCCUAGCUCCCAGGAGGAGAGCUCCACGGCUCAGGGCACCCCCAGGGGUGCUGAGAAGCAGCUGCCCGAGUACAAGGCGGUGGUGGUGGGCGCGAGUGGCGUGGGCAAGAGUGCGCUGACCAUCCAGCUGAACCACCAGUGCUUCGUAGAAGACCACGACCCCACGAUCCAGGAUUCCUACUGGAAGGAGGUGGCCCUCGGCCAUGGAGGCUGCAUUCUGAAUGUGCUGGACACGGCAGGGCAGGCCACUCAUAGGGCCCUGCGUGACCAGUGCCUGGCUAUUGGGGAUGGUGUGCUGGGGGUCUUUGCCCUCGAUGACCCUUCGUCUCUGGCCCAGCUGCAGCAGAUAUGGGCCACCUGGGGCCCUCGCCACACCCAGCCCCUCGUCCUUGUGGGCAACAAGUGUGACCUCGUCACCAGCACCGGAGAUGCUCACGCCGCCGCUGUAGCCCUCGCGAAGAGCUGGGGGGCCCCCUUUGUGGAGACCUCAGCCAAGACACGGCAAGGUGUAGAGGAGGCCUUUUCCCUGCUCAUCCAUGAGAUCCAAAGGGUCCGGGAGGCCAUGGCAAAGGAGGCCGCGGCCCGGCCCCGGGGGGGUAAGGGCCGGCACCGGAAGGCCACUUGCCGCUGUGGCUGCAGCGUGGCCUGA
Messenger RNA from Equus quagga, 702 nucleotides. RefSeq names its product ES cell expressed Ras (gene ERAS). The record is from RefSeq and is a predicted model, not a curated record. Gene Ontology annotation, biological process: Ras protein signal transduction. Gene Ontology annotation, cellular component: plasma membrane. Gene Ontology annotation, molecular function: GDP binding; GTPase activity; GTP binding. NCBI's taxonomy places the organism in Eukaryota, Metazoa, Chordata, Mammalia, Perissodactyla, Equidae. The transcript has a single exon. Bases 1 to 702 code for a protein of 233 amino acids.